AAGUGGCGUUAGCCGUCUGCAAGAUAGCUAGCAAGCUUCUGGAAACGAAAGUAAGUUAGAGCUAGCUAACUGCUCUUGUUCUCAUUCGUUGCACGUAGCGUGCCGGGUUACGAGAGAUGUGACAACAAAGUGAAGCGCACAUAGCAUGCACGCUUUCUUCCUAGCAUAGCUACAUUCAUUUUUUGUACAGGUCGCGUAUACGGAUGGUAGCGCUUGGAGGUUAAAAAAAUAGGCUGUUCUGUGAAGAGAUAGCUUGCUGUGUGUUCGGUAGCAAUCUGGCUAGCUUAGCUAGCGGAGCUACCAAGUUAGCCAGCGUUAACGACGACAUUAAUACGGCGUGGAGAAGAGCGAUUAAACUGAAACGGAGCCCUAGACUGCAGGACGUGGCCCACGGGGAUGUCCAAGGCGAAGUCCCCCUCGCAUUCCCGCUCCCGCUCCGGGUCCCGCUCCCGCUCCCGCUCUUUCUCCCGCUCCCGAUCCCGGAGUCGCUCCCGCUCCCGCUCCCGAAAACACCGCUACAGCUCUAGGUCUCGCUCUCGCUCGAGAUCCCACUCCCCCGCCCACAACCGGGACCGGGACUACCCGCGGGAGUACCAGAACAACCGCCAGUUCCGGGGGUACCACCGCGGCUUCCGCAGGCCGUACUACUACCGCGGCCGGGGGCGGGGCUACUUCCCGCGCGGCCGCUACCAGCGCGGCGGGGGGGGCGGGGGCUACAACAACAACUACCGGCCCAACAACUGGCAGAACUACCGGCAGCACCCCCAGCAGCAGCAGCCCCCGCCGCCCCCGCACCACCCCCACAGCCCCCGGCGGGGCCGCUCCCGCUCCCGCACGCCCAAGAAGCGGUCGGGCAGCCCGCGCUCCCGCUCCCGGUCCCGCUACUCCGACCGCUCCUCCUCCGGCCGCUCCCGCCGCUCCCACCGCUCCUCCUCCUCCUCGUCCUCCCGCUCCUCGUCGCCGCGGCGACCCCGGCGCCAGCGCCGGCGCUCCGGGUCGGGCUCGGGAUCGGCCAAGGACAGGGAGAAGGAGAAGGGGUCCAGCCGGGAGAAGCGUGGCUCAGUUAAGGAUGCCAAGGAGCGCUCGGCGUCCAAGGAGGCGGCCGCCCGCGCCGGGAGCGGGAGCCGGAGCGGGAGCGCCACCGGGGGAGCGGAGCCGGACCCGGAGGGGGGAGGCGCGGGCGGCGCUCCCGGGGAGGACGGGAACGCUCCGGAACGGCCCGGGAGCGGGAACUGGCAGGGCCUGACGGACUACAGCGCCAGCCCCAAGCGGGCCAGCCCACAGAUGCGCUCGGCCGUGGUGUCGGUGCCCGGCCAGCCCAGCCCCACGCCCAAGAGCUCCGGCUCCUCCACCAACAGCGCCGCCCCCUGGCACGGCGGCGGUACUGCGCCCCCGGCCCAGAGCCCCAAACAGAAAAGCCCCACGGCCGCCUUCUCGGGCUUCGGGUUCUUCUCGAAAGAGGACCACCGAGCAGGCGACAAGAGUGCCAUCUCCGCCGCCUUCAAAAAGUUCCUGGAGGAACACAAGAAUAAGAAACAGGUGGCGGAGUGGGAGAACGGCCGAGACAAGGAGCCCGGGGACGCCGCGGACGGGGAGCCGGAGAAGGGCCCCGCGUUCGACCGGGCCCCCGGCUACGGGGCCCCAAAGGAGAAGGAGAAGUACAGCAAGUACGGGGCCGGGUUCGAGACGGGCGGGGGCGGGGCCGGCGGCGGCGGGUUCCUGAAGGCGGCUCCGCCCUUCCUCUGCGCGGAGGAGGAAGAGGAGGAUGAGGAGGUGGAGAAGAUGGCCGCCGCCCGCCGGCCCCCGAAGCCCCGCCGGGACCGGGAGGCGGAGCCGCCGCAGGUGAAGCUGUCCACGCGCGAGCUCUUCGAGGAGCGCUUCGGCAAGUGGGACGACCUGGCCUACUUCCCCUCGGGCAAGGAGCGGCCGCGGAAGGCCCCGGAAGGCGAGGGGGAGGAGCCGGACGAAGCCGAGGAGGAGCUCUACCGCGCCCGCAAGCAGGAGCGCGCCAAGAAGGAGGCGCUGUUUCGGGGCUUCUCCCCGGACAAGGCCCCCCAAAAAACCCGCAAGAAGGAGCCCCCGGGCCUCAGCCCGUCCCCCCCGGCCCCGCCCCGCCGGGGGGGGGGCAGCAGCGACGCCCGCGACCGGGACACGUUCCUGGUGCAGCGGGACGGGUCCCCCGUCAGGGCCUCGGCCAAGAGGGGCGGCGACACGGCCGUCAGAACGGAGUCCUUCAGAGACGACGCCGCCAGCUCUUCCGGGGUUCUGGUGACGGAGCGCCGGCUCUCUCGGGAUCUGGUUCACCCCUCGAAAAAGGAGCAGGAGUUUCGCUCCAUCUUCCAGCACAUUGAGAACACGCAGCUCUGCCGGAGUCCGUCCGAGCUGUUCGCCCAGCACAUCGUCAACAUCGUCCACCAGAUCAAAGCUCAGCACUUCCCCUCCUCAGGCCUGACUCUAAACGAGCGCUUUGCCCUUUACCAAAGACGAGCGGCCGAGAAGGAAAUGGCCAAGCCCAGGAAAAGCCCCGAGAUUCACAGGAGAAUCGAUGUGUCUCCCAGUGCUUUUAAGAAGCACUCUCACUCUCACCUGUUUGAUGACAUGAAAGCGUCCGGGGAUGGCGGCUACAAGGAGGACAGGAAGCGAGGGAUGAAGGGCGAGGCGGUGGACCUGAGGCUGGAUAUUGAGAGGCGUAAAAAGUACUCCGGAAAGGAGGCGGAGCCCCGGCGUGAGCUGGGCCGGGACUCCGCAGACUCCCGGGGGUCCAGCCGGGAGCGGUCCGGGGAGAAGUACUCCAAGCAUCACAAGAAAUCCAAGAAAAGCAAGAAGAAGCGCGAGCGCUCUCGCUCUUCCUCAGCCUCCUCCUCCUCCUCGCCCUCCCGCCGGGCGGGCCCCGGGGACUUCCUGCACGAGGACAUGGAGCCCAAAGAGGAGGGGGGCUUCAACAAGGCCCGUCUGGGGCCCCGCGAGUUCGGGGGCCCCAUGGAGAGGGGCCGCGCACGCGGGGGCUUCCAGUUCAGGAUAAGAGGGAGGGGGUGGAACAGGGGCAGUUACCCUGGAAACAAUAGCAACGGAAACCCCCCCAACAUGGGGCCAGUGCCCACGCACCCCAAGAGCGAGGACUGGGACCCUGAGUACACCCCCAAAAGUAGGAAGUAUUACUUGGUAAGUUUUUUUUGGCUCUUUAUAUUUCUGUAUUUUUCCCCCCCUUUCAGGUUGGGUACAAAAGAGAAGUUGAGGAUCAGAGCACACAUGACGACAGAGAGGGCGAGGGCGACAAGAAGUGGCUGGACAACCGCGGGCGCGGGCGCGGCAACUUCCUGCGCGGGAGGGGCCGCUUCAUCCUGCGCAAGGCGCCGCCCACCAGCAGCAGCCCCAAGUGGACACACGACAAGUUCCAGGGCAGCGGGGAGGAGGGCGAGCUGAGGGACGAUGACAGUGAGCAGGACCACAAGGAAGAGGACAAGGCCGAGCAGUGAGGCCCUGGCCACGGUCACAGCGCCCCCCGGUGGCCCGGAGGCCGCCCCGCAGCACCCUCUCCCCACGUCUCCACUUCUUCUGUUUUCGUUUUUCAUUUCAGUUCGUUUUUGUAGUUUUAAUUUUUUUUUAUUUUUAUUAUUCACCCGUGACCUUAACAUGGCCACCGCACACAAGACCCCACUUCCACUCGAUAACGGCAGCCCUGCGUUCACCCGAGCUGCUCUCCGCUGUCCUGAGAGGGGGGAGGAAUCCACAACUAUCCACGAAACGUACAUCAAAAAAUUACCAGUAGAGGGGGUAAAACGGAAAUCGUUUUUUUUAAAGCUUGACAAAUUUCUGGACAAAUUUUGUCUGGGGUACUGUUUUUAUUUCUCUCACAAUGCAAAUGGAGCAAUUGUAGUUUAAAUUUUUAUGGAACAGUUGUAGUUUCAGGAGUACUUCCUGUUCAACGGUGUCACUGUGUACAUCUCUUCUUCUUUCCUACCCCCUUAUUUGCUGUGGAAGCUCCAUUUGGCAGUCAGUGGCUGCAUGGGAAAUGUAGUUUUUAGGCACGGCUGUGGAGCUGCACUGUAGUUCUCUUCUCAGAGUGUGAUGCACCAGGGUUGAGAGAUGCUGGGCAUGAGCAGAUCACAUGGUGAGGGAAAUGUUAGCCUUUCUCUAACCAGGCUGGCAGUGGGCGCCAUUUAUUUGAAAAAAAAAUAAAAAAAAAAACAGAAAAAAAACAUUUUGUAGAAAGUUUUACUCUGAAGUUUAAUUAGACGGGGCAUGAGAAGGAAUCGGAUGCAUUUGUGCCUUAGACGUGUACAGAGAAAUAUGUUUAUGAAUAUUUACACAUAUAGUUGUUGUUUUUUUUUGUUGGAUGUCUCCUGGUAGGAGACUACACACACUGCUUGGGGGGUGGGGGGUGGGGGAGGGUCGUUAUUUUGGAGUCUGACCCCUAUGACCCUGUGACCCUUCUCAGAGGACGGGACCAAGCUACUCUCCAAGUGAAGCUUGCAUAUCACAGACGGACGGACGGACAGACGGGUCGCUGUAGCUGGGAACGUGCCAUGCUCAGUGGCUUCGCUGUGACCGUGUCGGAAUGAACUUCCACCCCUGCCCUUUCACCCCUGCCCUUUCACCCCCGCCGUCUCCUUCCUGAUUGGCCGUUGUGGUCGAUUUCAGUUUUUUGGUUUUUUUUUUUUUCGACUGGAUUAAAAUGGCUGGCUUGUGUCAUGGGUGUGUCAGUGGAAGAGGUCUUCUGUGGACACUGUACUAGAUUUCUCUUCCGUAUUUUUAAUUGGGCAGUGAGGUUGUUGUUGUUUUUUUGUCUUUUGAAAGUAUUUAGGAAUUUCAUAAAUUUCGCGGCAUUUAUGUUUGUGCCUCAGAUUUUUUUUUUUUUUUUUUUUUUUUUGGAGAAUUCACUCAACUUUCUAAAUAGACGGACACAAUUACUGAAAAAAAAAAAAAAAAAAAGAUCGUUUGUAGAAACUAAAUUAUUGUGGCCUUUGUACGUCUGGAAAACGUAAGAUGAUUCUGAAAUGAAAUGUGUUUUGUUGGUGUCCUCUGUUGGUGUUUGAAUCCUAUAGCUGUAUUUCUUUACUCUUUUUAAAGCGUGGGCUUUUUUUCCUUUUCAUUUUAAUUUAGAUAUUUGAAUUGAUUACACGGGAACAUGGUUCCAGAACGGUGCGUAAUGGAGAUAGACUCUCUCAUGCAUGCAGGGCUGUGAGCCCAACGGAGGGGUAAAUGUACCUUUUUUUUUAGUAAUGUAAAAAUGAAUUUAGCUGGAUGCGGUCAUUUGGGGGAAACUCGUCUGUCAUUUACACUGCUCCUAGCCUACUCUGCGGUCAACUGGAGUUACCCCUUACCCCGUACCCCGUACCCCGUACCCCUUACCCCUUACCCUUUACCCGUUACCCCUUACCCUUUACCCGUUACCCUUUCUCCAGCACCCUACUGUGUGCUAGCGAGCUGGACCCCCAACCCUGAUUAUUUAAAUAUGUGAGUUUUUCUGUAAAUAACAUUCGAGGAAAUGGGUAAACGAAUCAUUUGGUCAGAAUGGGCUAACCUGGCCCUAUUAUGUGAGAUUAUUGUUUAAUGGUAGGCUAUAGCUCUACUCGGGUAACAUUAGCCGGAGAAUGAGCAGUUGCGCUAAACGUAAACUAAACCUUUUCAAAAUGGCCGCCCUUGCUAGGCUCCCUUCACGGCGAAGUUGCAUUAGCGCUCUCUCUGUCCCAUAUCACUGUGAAUCAGUGGUUUUAACAUGGUCUGCCAAAGGUGAACUGAGGUGAAAUAUAGGGAUAAAAAACUGUUUGCGAACUCAUGUACACAACAGAAAACAGCCGUAUAAUUACCCAGGUGCUUGUAAACACACAAAUCUGGGUAAUUAUACUCUUCUGUGCGUCUCCCACUGCCCUCAUCAAGUACAUUUGAGAGCAUCUGUGUAACUUUAUAUCUUACCUUGGCCACUAAUAAAUUCCAAAGAAUAUAUAUUUUUUUGCAAUAAUACAAAGUGCCCACAUGUUUUUGUUUUUGAAUAUAAAGCAAGUUUUUAUUUAAAUGUAAAAGAUUUUAGAUGUAUAUCUGGGGAAAGGAAUAUUUGGUGUCGAGGAUUAUCACGGCGAGGUUUGUUGAUGUUAACCUUGUUAGCGUAAACGCCGCCAGGAUCAUGUUCCCGUGUAUUAGCUGUGUAUUUACGCAACGGUGCAACCCAGUCUUCCUGCAGCGGUUUUUAAAACUAGAAAUUAUAAAAUGGGAAGAAAUGUCUUUUUAUAGCCAAAUUAAUAUUAAUCUUCAGUGAAGGGAUUAAGAGAUAUGGUGAACAAAGAGACCGUGGCGAUAUGGCCCGUCUUGUUCUGGAUUGCACUGCAUUAUACUGUACAGGUUGGUCUUCAGUACUGUGAUUGAUGUUUUUCCUUUGACAGGCAGUCAUUUUUUAAAAUCGUUUCUGUAGCUGUCCCCCACCCCCCACCCCCACCCCCCCGACCCCCUUCACCCCCUUUUCGAUUGUCAAUAAAAAACUAAAUCUGCUUCAUUUUA
This is a messenger RNA of Conger conger (European conger), 6495 nucleotides long. RefSeq names its product thyroid hormone receptor associated protein 3a (gene thrap3a). The transcript is spliced from 11 exons. NCBI's taxonomy places the organism in Eukaryota, Metazoa, Chordata, Actinopteri, Anguilliformes, Congridae. Gene Ontology annotation, biological process: positive regulation of transcription by RNA polymerase II. The record is from RefSeq and is a predicted model, not a curated record. Gene Ontology annotation, molecular function: DNA binding; transcription coregulator activity. Gene Ontology annotation, cellular component: mediator complex. Bases 397 to 3423 code for a protein of 1008 amino acids.